Arabidopsis arenosa is the source of this 802-nucleotide messenger RNA. The record is from the annotation of a GenBank genome assembly. Lineage: Eukaryota; Viridiplantae; Streptophyta; Magnoliopsida; Brassicales; Brassicaceae.
UAUAAUUCUUUUUUUACUAAAUAUUAGGAAAAAUGAAUAUGCCCCUAGGGUUAACAAAACAGACGUGAUGAAGAGAGGAAGCGAAAAUAACAACCACGAGACCAAACCAUCGCCAACACUACGUUUUCGCUGCCGUGAAAUCUCCACCGGGGAAAAUUCCGGCGAUAUCACUAUUCCUACGGAUCUACCGUUUACGAAACCUAUAUGUGAAAAAAGGACAGGAACAAUUGGUGGUCUUGGUGUACGGAAGCUUAACACUAAGGUUGAGGAAUCGUAUGAAGCAAGAAAGAAGUUUUCAAAUGCCAAGUCCAUAUCCUCUGCUCAGUUUUUCGGGGAUCAGAAUAAAUCUUCUGAUCUUGAAUCAGAAUGUACAUUUGAGAAGUUAUCGAAUGAUUUCUCAUCGUUAGUGGGCAAAACGAAGGAGAGACUCGGAACUUUGGGCUCUGUUAUCACUGGUCUAAAAAAGGCUAUAUUCCCAAGGAAACCAGGUAAUCCUGACGAUAUUAAAGCCCUCCGCAGGGAUGUGACAGAUUUGAUGCAGAAAUUACGUAGCGAAGAUGCUCAUGCCAUCCCUUGGGACACCCGUAUGAAAUGGGUCGAAAAAGUCUGUGACCAACUCGUAGAAGUUACAUUAGGCGUUGAUCUAGCAGGAAGUCUUGGACCGACAGUUUAUACGCUCCGAGAAGAUGCAUGGGACUUAUCGGAACAACUUAUCAUUGAGAGAGAUAUAGAGCGCACGAGGCAAGACAAAGAGAGUUUAAACUCGUGUAGUGAAUAAACCGAAUCAAAACGUUACUAAGAA